Molecule: messenger RNA, 2607 nt
Organism: Trichobilharzia regenti
Lineage: Eukaryota; Metazoa; Platyhelminthes; Trematoda; Strigeidida; Schistosomatidae
Source: the annotation of a GenBank genome assembly
AUGUAUGCCGACAUAUUUAGUUCUUCUGAUAGUGAAGAUGAAGAGCCAGUUAGGCGCAUUGAACCGCGUCCAGUACACUUUUCAAGCGAUGAGGAAGAUACUAAACGUAUCGUCAAAAGUGGUCGCAAUAAACGGUGCGAAGAAAUGCAAAGUAUAAUAAAGAACUUGAACAAUCAUAAAAAAAUUAAAGACAUGUCAAAUAUAAUCAUAGAUUUCCAGAAUUUGGUAAAAGUUUAUGAGAAAUCUGUUCAAAUGAAUGAUUUUGAGGGUGUACCACCAUUUUACGUGCGGUGUAUAGCAGAGCUUGAAGAUUUCGUGAAUGAUUCAUGGGAGAAGAAAAAGGACAUGAACAAAGGUGCUGUUAAAUCAUUAGCUACGUUAAAACAACGUGUCAAAAAGUACACAAGGCUUUUUGAAGCAAAUAUACGAGAUUUUCGAGAGAAUUCAGAAAAUUAUUUAGAGGAAGAGCCUGGUGUUUCUGAUACUGAUGCUAAUGAGCGAGAAGCAGAACCUUCACCAGCCAAGGCUGCCGCAACUUUACCAGCUGCUGCUGCAAAGAAAUCUGUACGAAAGUCAAUUGGAUCUGAUUCGGAGGAUGAAGAUGAUGACGACUCAGAUGACAGUGACAGUGACGAUUUUUCAGAUGAUGACAGUUCAAGUACUAGCAGUAUCGAUAUCAACUUAGAACGUUGUAAGGAUCCUUCAGUUUACUUUUUAAAGGAUACUUCGGAUGACAAAAAGGAUAAGGCUAAAGUUAAGAAACUUGCAAAAGACAGACCAAGUAAGAAACAGCUACGCGCUGCUGCUGAAAUGGAAGAUGGAACUUGGACAACAAUUGAUUCCUAUGGUCGAGCAGAGGUUCAAAUUCAAGCUUUCGAAAAAGGUCAAGAGAUUAAUUUUGAGGUCGUUGUAAGGAGGAUGGAAGAGAUUUUAGCUAGCCGGGGUAAAAAAGGCACAAGUACCAGUGAUCAAAUUGUAUUGCUUAUGCAAGUUGAAGAAAAAAUAAAGGAAUACAACUUGUCGCGUGGAUUACUUGCCAAGUUAUUAUUCGCUUUUAUUAGUAUCCUGUUUGAUUACGACAAGAAGCAUGAUUGUAUGAGCGCUAGUGCAUUUGAUCGUACAAUCAAUGCCUUUGAUCGAUUAUUCGAUCUGUUAAAUGAAGUAAAUGUGGAAUUAAUUCCGGUCGAUUCUAGUGAUGAUGAAUCAUAUGAGGCUGAACCAUAUCGUAUUCGGGCAUCUCUAUUGACUGUGGUUGGUCUUCUGGAUGUUGAGUGUUUCAAAGUUCUACAAAAUGCCAAUGGUCAUGAAUCUGAAUAUGUUGAUCGACUUCGAGAUGAACGCAGAGUUUGCGGUGUAAUAGAUCGUUUGUGUGCAUACUUGGAAAAGAAAGAAUUUCCAUCGGAUGCUUUAUGUGUUGCUUAUCUUCAUAAACUUGAACACAUGUACUAUAAGUUCGACUUUGAAUGGGGUCGUAAAGUAGAAGCUUCAAGUAUGGAAGAGGUUGGAUUGCAUCCAAAUACCUUAGUUGUUCAAAAACUCAGCGAAUACAUAUACACACAUGAUCGAACUGACCGCUUGCGUACUAGAGCAAUCCUCUGUCAUAUUUAUCAUUUAGCUCUGUUCAAUCAAUGGUUUAAAGCGCGUGAUUUAAUGUUGAUGUCCAACCUACAAAUGUCAAUAGAACAUGCGGAUCAAUCAACUAUGAUUCUGUAUAAUCGUGCAAUGGUCCAACUUGGUCUAUGCGCUUUCCGUCAAUCGCAUAUUCGUGAUGCUCACAAUGCUUUAGCCGAUAUGAUUGGAUCAAAUCGUAUUCGUGAACUACUCGCUCAAGGACUUCAUACACAAUCAAGAUAUGAAAAAACUACAGAAGAAGAGAAACGUGAACAAGCCCUACAGAUGCCGUAUCAUAUGUACAUAAAUAUUGAUCUGAUAGAAUGUGUCUAUCUAGUGUCUGCAAUGCUUUUGGAGAUUCCAAAUUUAGCGGCUCAUGAAACAGAUUUGCGUUGGCGGCCUAUUAGUAAACCAUUCCACCUUGCCUUACGUGUUCAUGAUCGUGCUGCUCUAGUUGGACCACCUGAAACACCAAGAGAUCAUGUGUUAGCUGCUGCUAAGGCUAUGCGUUAUGGAAAUUGGAAAGCGUGUACCAAUUUUAUCAUUAAUCCAAAAAUGGAUGCUAAGAUUUGGGAUUUAUUGUUCGAAUCGGGUCGGGUGAAAAAGAAUCUUGAAGUUAAGAUUAAAGAAGAGUCUUUACGAAGUUUCUUAUUCACCUACAGUGCAAUACACGAUUCAAUGAGUUUAGACCGGUUAUCAAAUUAUUUUGAAUUACCAAAAGCUACAACCUAUUCAAUUAUUUGUAAAAUGAUAAUUAAUCAAGAAUUAGCUGCAUCUUUAGAAGUUCCCAGCGAUGCGUUAAUAAUGCAUAAGACAGAACGUUCACGACUUCAAGCUCUUGCGCUACAGCUAAGCGAUAAAGUCAAUAGUAUAGUAGAAAUGAAUGACAAAUUGGUUGAAAGUCGCAGUGGUGGAUUAUCCGGGUUGAAAGGUUCUCAAUCAUAUCAAGGAACACGUCGUACGGGUAUCCGCUAUGCAAUGACAAAAUUCAACUGA